This is a messenger RNA of Cladocopium goreaui, 825 nucleotides long. NCBI's taxonomy places the organism in Eukaryota, Dinophyceae, Suessiales, Symbiodiniaceae. The record is from the annotation of a GenBank genome assembly.
AUGCCGGAAAGUGACUGGCCAGAAUAUCGACUGGUGAAUGGUUUCGAGUAUCAUUUUGGUGGCAUGUCGGAGUGGCCCAACGACAUGGUUCGUGUGCACCCUGUCGACCGCACGGAGACUGUAAUCUAUUUUCUGGGCAGCCUGGCAGCUCGGCGAUGUCUGAGGGACACGAAAGAAGUGCAUGUUGUCAUCAGUUUGUGCACAUCUGAGAUGCAAAGAAUUCGUGGACAACCUGAAGAAGGCCGGGCUGCAUUCUUGAUUGGAAUGUCUGUGGAACACGUCACGAUCGACGUGGACGAUCCCAGAACAAAGUGGCCCGGAGAAGAUUAUUUUUGCGAAGAGAUGGGCGACUGCUAUUUCGCCGCAUGGCAAAAUAUGUGUAUAAAAAUCAGUCGUUCUCUUUUGGGGCGAGGAGACAAUCUCUCGACUGGCUUGCUGUUUCAUUGUUUUGGUGGCAUCAAUCGGAGCAGCGCUGCUUUGGCUGCGUGGCUGAUUUUCAAGCACGCAAUGAACGCAGACGAUGCCAUUGAUGUGCUCUUGAAGGCACGUCCUACUCUCAAUCCUUGGGUGAAAAGGCCACACAUUUUGUGGGCGCUCAAAACUUGGGAGAAGAGGCGAAAUGACGCCAACGUCGAAGAGAUCGAAGUGUUCAGUGUCCAUGUGACCAAGGUGGAUGCCCGCUUUCCAGCAGUCUCUGCAGUGAUCCGGAAACAAGUUUUGGCGCAAUGUGCAAAGAAACGUUGCGGGUCGCUUCCUGGUACGCAGGAGUCGAGUGGUUUAGCGCAACGUGCAAAGAACCAAUGCUUGCCUAUUGUCUCGCCAUGA